GACAACUUUCUCGAGGAUUUCUCGAGAGCUGAUUUGAAAUGGCGGACAGCACUCUACAGCUAAAGAGGAAGAGGGAAGGCGCGGAGGCGCAGAGGAAGAAGGCAAAGACGCAAAAGAAGACUGAGGCAGGCGCGGGACAGGAUGUGGAAGUGGUUGCUACACCAGUAGCCAAAUCGAUACCGAAGCCUAAGCAGACUCCCAAAGCAACACCAAAGUCGAAGGACGCCCCCAAUGCGACACCGAAACCCUCGAAAACGAACGGCACAAGCGGCGAAGUUGCAUCAAAGACGAAAGCGAAGAAGCAGAAGUCCAAGGGUUCAGGGAACUGGAGCGUCUCAUCUGCUCAAGGUGGCUGGUUCUUGCCCCGCGAUCCUGUCUUCUCGGUCGAUGAGAAGUUCAUCAUCCUUGCUACCCAGAAAGCGCUCGAGAUCUACGCCGCCGACUCGUCUCUUCUGGCAUACAAGCUCCCCGUGAGCGGUUCUGGAGAGGUCACAGCAUAUGCUUUGUCUGCCACCGACUCGAACCGAGUCUACGUCGCCGAGUCUACUGGGUUGAUCACAUUGUGGGACUGGGUAUCUAGGCAAAAAAUUGGUCGCUGGGACAUCGGUGCGACUGUACGGAACAUGACAGUCGUUACGCACUCUGGCGAAGAUCUCGUCUACUGCCACGAACCGGGCAAGAGCCACAUCGUCAACGUACAUGCACUGCGAACAGGAGCCCAAGCCUCGACCACCGAACUCAAGCCCAUUCUGAAGACGAGCUCGACGAUCCUGGACAUUCAGGUGUUGCUGCAGGGGAAAUUCGUCGUUGUGGCUUGUGGCGACUCGCUGAUGGUGGGCAAGCGCCAGAAGCAGAGCAAGACCGCUGUACAGGACUUCGAGUACGUCUGGCGCGAGCUCAAGUUCGCUCAGCGCGUUACGACAUUCAACGCUUAUGUCCGCGACCCAGUUGAGGUAUCAGGAAAAGCCGCGAAGCCUGCCCAGGAUCAGAGGGACAUCAUCGAUAUUGCGAUUGGUGAUGUAUCUGGUGUGAUACUCUUGUUCGAGGAUAUCUUGGCAACUUUCGCCGCCAUUGAGAGCACCCAGAAGGCAGGGAAGACGAAAGCAGACAGCGCUGAGAGUCUGAGGCCGAAGAAGUUGCAUUGGCACAGGGACGCUGUAGGAUCGGUCAAAUGGUCGUUGGAUGGUAACUAUGUCAUCUCUGGAGGCGAUGAGACCGUCAUCACAAUCUGGCAGCUCGCAACCGGGAAGCCGCAGCACCUACCGCAUCUUACAGCCGCGAUCGAGAGCAUUGUAGUCUCCCCUUCAGGCUCCUCGUACGGCGUUACAUUGGCAAACAAUUCUGUCAUCGUCCUCUCGACUACCGAGCUCGAGGCUAAAACCAACAUUGUUGGCAUUCAGUCACGCCGAAUCGAGAUCGAACAGCUGCCAAAGAACGCGGACGCAGAAUCACCGCCCGCCUCCUACGAGAUCUUCCAGCCGGUGCCCUUGACCAUCAACCCGAUGAAUCCAGCAGAGGUGAUGUUCUCUGUGCCUUCGUCGCAGCCGCGCCACCGAAGCGAAGGGCUUCGUCCUGAGCCUUACCUGCAGACGUACGACCUCGCCAAUCAACACACCACCUCGAAGCAAGCUUUGACUCGAAACAACGCAACCGACCCAAAUUUGACCCCAGAAGGCCGACGAAUUCUCGAACCCACAGUUACCCUAGCGCAAGUCAGCCACGAUGGCGAGUGGCUUGCUACAGUAGACGAAUGGACGCCGCCUCAAGCCGACAUAUCCUACCUUGACGAGGGCAUUCCCGAGUUUAGGGAAGAGGAGCGCACCCAUCGCCGUGAAGUGUACCUGAAGAUUUGGCGAAGAGAUGUACAGAGUGGGCAGUGGAAGCUUGAGACUCGAUUGGACGCACCGCACUUCUUCCAGGACAUCUCUGCAAACGGAAAGGUGUUUGACUUGAUCGCCGAUCCUACCGCCCCAGGAUUUGCUACAGUCGGAGAGGACCAUUUUGUCCGAGUGUGGAGACCAAAGACAAGGCUUAGAGAUGGUUUGGUCGUACGCGGAGCUGAAAAGCAAGGUCUUGUUACUUGGUCGCUCGACUGCUCAGUCGAGAUCAGCGACAAGCUUGAUGUCCUCGACGCGGGUGCGAAUGCCCAGCAGGCUCUCCCACUUCGAAAUUCGCGUUUGGCAUUCUCCGCAGAUGGCUCGGUUAUGGCCGCCGCUAUUUCCUGGGCUUCAGAUGAAGACCCUGGAGUUGUUCAUCUGAUCGACGCGAACACUACCGCCAUUCAGCGAUCCUUGACCGAGGUCGAUGUUGUUGCACUUAGUGGUCUCGCAAUCCUUGACCGCCACCUCAUCGUUGUCGGAGACUCCAUCACAGUCUGGGAUAUGGUCCGGGAUCAGCUGGUGUACUGUGUACCUAUCAACACUCCUGGCAUCGAUCGCUUCGACCGCAUUCCUCUCGUCAAGCUUGCUACUAAUGAGACCGACAGCACGUUUGCUGUAUCGAUACCACGCUUCGAGAACAGUAACGCGCGCUUCCAGAGGGCUUCGUCUACUAUUCAAGUCUUCAAGCCUCAGCAAGCAGGAGCUCUUUGGUCAACCAAGAACUCUACCAUCAACCUCGCUUUUGCAUCUCGACAUAGCGAGAGAGGGUACGUUACCCUUGACUCAGCAGCGAACAUUCGUGUCAUUACUCCCACCAGUGGCACGGUACAGCUGCCAACACCUCCCCCAGAGGAGAUGCCUCAGCAAACUUCAUAUACCCAGGCAGAAGACGUCAUGGACGUCGAAGACGAUGACAUUCUGGUAUUAUCAGCUAUCGAUGAUGUUCUUAACAGCGAGGAGAGUGAUGCGGUUGUGGUCAAACCCGAGCAGCUGCAGCAGAUGUUCGAAGAAAGCGGCCAGAGCCAUGCGACAGGUUCCUUGAGCGCACUACUCAGCGCUGUCAUAGCAUUACACCAGAAGCCUACAUCUCUGCCCUUAAGAUAG
This is a messenger RNA of Macroventuria anomochaeta, 2984 nucleotides long. RefSeq names its product WD40 repeat-like protein. Lineage: Eukaryota; Fungi; Ascomycota; Dothideomycetes; Pleosporales; Didymellaceae. Gene Ontology annotation, molecular function: protein binding; RNA binding. Gene Ontology annotation, biological process: positive regulation of rRNA processing; positive regulation of transcription by RNA polymerase I. The transcript is spliced from 2 exons. The record is from RefSeq and is a predicted model, not a curated record. Bases 39 to 2984 code for a protein of 981 amino acids. Gene Ontology annotation, cellular component: nucleolus.